AUGAAAUACCUGGCGGAGGCGUUGCUGGCAGUGAUUCAAGGCGUGAAAGCGGCGGUGGUGGAUCCGUCGCACGUGGAGUUAUCGCGGCUGUUGGACUGCGUUUACACGCUGAGCUACGUGAACGACCGGCUGAUCAAAGAGCCGCUGGCGAAGUAUGCGUUCAUUCGAAAGGACGCGCAGCUGAACGAGGCGUACAAGCUCUGCACGAGCACGAUCAAGCAGUACACGCAGAGCUAUCUGCAGCGCAGUCUGGAGGGGUUGCUGCGCGCGCUGCAUGAGUGUUUCGAUGUGGAUUGGGUCGCGUAUCGCACGCUGCAGCCGAUGCGUGUGGAGGUGGCGGACUUUCUGACGAGGCUGGCGCUGGUGAGCGGGGAUUUGACGCUGUAUGUGGGGAUCGACGCGAAGCAGGCGAUCGGGAAACUGGUCGCGGCGGCGCUGGAGAAGAUGGUGGACAUCUUCCAAGGCCUGCGCGAUAUUACGGAGCCGGCGUAUUGCCAGCUGCUGAUUGAGGUGUCGGUGAUGGAGAAGGCUCUGCCGUCGCCGAUGUUUUCGACACUGCGGACGUUGCUGGAAAAGGGGUUCCGAGGCGUGAUAACGGAGGAGACGAAGGUUGUUGUUGAUAAAUAUGUGAGUGAAGCGUAUGAGAAGAUGAAGCGGAUCAUCGAACCGUUGAAUUGA
Blastocystis hominis is the source of this 678-nucleotide messenger RNA. RefSeq lists its product as hypothetical. Bases 1 to 678 code for a protein of 225 amino acids. The record is from RefSeq and is a predicted model, not a curated record. The transcript has 3 exons. Lineage: Eukaryota; Bigyra; Opalinata; Blastocystidae.